AUGUACAAUGAGGAAUCGUUUGAGUCCAAAUUUACAGAUAAAAUAUUCGGUGGUAUAUUCGUCUCAGUUAGCCUUGUUAUAAUCGGUCUCUGGAUUUACGUGAUAGCAUUAUCAGAUUUAGAAAUACUUUUCAGCAACUACGACUGUAAUGGCAACGUUUGUGGUAGUGAAAAGAAUCUGAAGCCACUUUUGUUUAUGAAAUUCAACGUUUCUAAGUAUAAAUGUCCGGACCGUUUCAUAAACUCUUCGAAACAGCUUUCAAAUUUUAUAAACUCAACAGGUGUAUUCUUGUGUGACCCAAGGGUUCCCCCUCUGCUUUAUGAAUCUCAACCGCGUAUUUUAAAUGUAUCAUUAUGUCCAACAUUACCAUUAUAUCCAACUAUACCAAUUGGUGGUGUAUGUAUACCAGUCAAUUUUAUAAAUCAUAGCAAUUUUGCAAAUUUUCAAUAUAAUGCUGAUUCAGAAUUCACUUUAUCGUUAUAUCAAAUAAUAAUAUGUGGUUUAAUGGGAUCAGUUCUUAGCCUUUUGGUAAUUGGUGCUGUACGUUUUGUGCCAGUUGGAUUUUGUACAUAUAUAUUUGGUUAUACAAUAUCUGCUUAUUCAUUACUGAUGAUUUUUUUAAUUGUUCGUCUAUGGAUUCAUAUUAUGAGUUUGAAUUAUGCAUAUUGGUGGAAAAAUGAUGUAUUCAAUCAAAGUCAUUUAUUAAGUCAUGUAACAUUUACAAUUAUCCUAUGCAUUUGUUUAUUUAUUUUAAUAUGCAUCAUUUGUUUAAAUUCAUCAUUGAGAAAUUCAACAAGUCAAUGGCAAAGUACAAUACAAUUUAUUGUUGAAGCAUUAUUUGUAUUAUUAUCAGAUUGUUUAACUGAAUUAUAUGGAUUCAUAAUCAUUAUAUUAAUCAUAAUAAUGAUAGGAAAUAGUUUAUUAUGCUUUCUAUCUGUAUAUAGUUUAUUACAUAUAUUUGCUAUGGUUGAACCAAUUCGAUUAAAAUUUACUGGAUGUUUGGAUUUUCGACAAAUCGGUUGGAUUCAAUAUGGAUUCUUACCUGUAUAUUUAUUAUAUUGUAUAUGGAUUAUUCGUUUUUAUUCAAGUUUUUGUCAAAUCUUUACAACAAUAUUCAUUUCUAAUUGGAUUCGUUACAGUACAGAUGACACAAUGAGGUCAAAAAGUGAAUUAGCACAUUUAUAG
Molecule: messenger RNA, 1185 nt
Organism: Schistosoma haematobium
Lineage: Eukaryota; Metazoa; Platyhelminthes; Trematoda; Strigeidida; Schistosomatidae
Exons: 9
Coding region: 1-1185 (394 amino acids)
Source: RefSeq, a predicted model, not a curated record